CUGUCUGUCUGUCAAUACGACAACUGGCAAACGUUUGGACCGAUUUGGUGCAAACUUUGCACAGGAAAAUGAAUCAAGGAGGAUUUUCAAAGAAUACACAAAAGUUGAAAAGGCUGAAUGGAAUCGAGGAAGUUGAUUAAACUGCAAGAGAUGAAGUAGUGAAAGAAUUAGGAAAAUCCGAAGUAUAUCCAACGUUUUUGAUAACUACAAAAUGCUUUGAGUGCGAGCUGAGGGGGAACAGAAUUUUGGAGGAAAUCUUUAAAAUCAUUUUCUGAAAAGAAACCAGUUUCUAUUGUGGGCGUGGCUCGUUUUACACUGUUGCCACGUCUAAAAUUAGCUACUACUAAAAUGAUGUCAAUUGUCAGGGCGUUUCGGGUUUAACCCCACCUGUAAUUUACGUACCCCCCCAAAAUGUGUCAUACAUAAUUGGAUUUUAAAAGCCGAUUAAUUAAUUAUUCGGUAGAAAACAUUGCGAAAUGCUCCAAAGGGUGGGCUUUGCAUAAUUUUAAUGAUGAGACCUUUUCAACAGUAAGCAAACACGGAUCCGCCGAAUUGUGCAUGGCCCAAUGGGGAAUGCCUGUGAAACAGUCCCCCAUGGGCUGCAUGAGAGAUGGGUAGCUGCAUGGGUCGCUGCACACCCUGCUCGGAUACCGCAAGCAAAUUUUUCGGGUUCUCGAAUCAUGACUUCGCAAAUCUCAUCGACGAGAGCUCGUACGAAGGUAACCAAAGCUGUUUUCUAUUACGCAUUUUCAACAAGCGAAAAGAACACAAGGCUCCAAAGCCAGUCCUGGAAUUUGUCGAAGGAAUUUUUAACCCAGUAGGCGAUUCGUACUGUAGACUAAAUGAAUCUCAUCUUCCUAGUAGUAGUUCGUACAACAGUCGCGAUAUUCCAAUGCAAUGUUUAGAUGUACGCGCUCUAAUGGCUCAUACCACAACGUCAACACCCGCCAGCUCACUAGACCUCGAAUGGGAACAUGAAGCUUUACCCCCUUCCGUAAUUGGGGACCCCUCUACAAAUUCGUGGGCAAUCCUACCGGAGGAGUGUACGGAAUCGAGCACCCAACACAUUCACGGCUGCAACUCCGACUGGUCGCGGGUCUCCUCGGCCGACUCCCUCGAGUGGGACAACGUUCAGAACUCCCUACACGCCAGCCCUCCGAUAUCCGACGUGGACACGGAUACGCAACUUUUACUCGGCGAAAUCGAGCGACUAACGUCGGAGGCCCUAAAGGAGACAGGGCAAAAUUUAAUUAGCUGAUAUGUCUCGUCGGAUGUUUUAGAAAUUGAUGUUUAGAAUGCAGGGGGGCGGGGGACCACAAAUUUCACUCGGUUCUUUACGGUUUUCUUCCAGUUUUAAACAUCUGCAAACCAAGUAUCUUGAUCUUGCAAAUUUUUAAAAUUCUGAACUGUACUGUUUAAUUUUGAUUGUCAUUUGUCAAAACAAUGGAGAGGUGGUUUCCCUUUUCGUGUAGGUGGUAAUAUCUUUGAGGCGAUUAUUGAGCCAAGGGGGGGAGGGAGUUAUUUUUGGUACUGAUUUAUUACAAACAUAUUUUUGGGUAUGUAGCUUAACGGAACGCACCUUUCAUUUCUCUCACACCUCACACACAUUUACACACAAAAUAUUGAAAAAUCUGUGAUUUAAUCUUAAUUUUUGUAACGAAAACGUUUAGAGUAACGAAAGUUUUGUAACAUUUCAGACAUAUCACUCCCAAUUUUUUUCAUUGCGUUGUAAAGCUACGUCGGGUGCUGAAUUUAUUAAGAUGUGAUCGGCGGCAAUUCUUUGGAUCGAAGACAGGGUUGUUGUUAGGGGGGGGGGACCAAGAAUUUGCUUUAGUAGUGUGGCCUUUAUCGCUUGUUUCCUUUUCGAGAAGUUUAUUUAAAACAUGUUUGUAUAUACACGAUUUCAUGUUAACAUAUCAAUCACCGCAUGUAAGAGAAAUAAAGUUAUAGAAGUAAA
This is a messenger RNA of Photinus pyralis (common eastern firefly), 1957 nucleotides long. RefSeq lists its product as uncharacterized. The record is from RefSeq and is a predicted model, not a curated record. The transcript is spliced from 7 exons. Bases 611 to 1258 code for a protein of 215 amino acids. Lineage: Eukaryota; Metazoa; Arthropoda; Insecta; Coleoptera; Lampyridae.